This is a messenger RNA of Theobroma cacao (cacao), 1155 nucleotides long. RefSeq names its product Rho termination factor. NCBI's taxonomy places the organism in Eukaryota, Viridiplantae, Streptophyta, Magnoliopsida, Malvales, Malvaceae. The record is from RefSeq and is a predicted model, not a curated record. Gene Ontology annotation, biological process: DNA-templated transcription termination.
CCCUACUUUGUCGUACUCUUUUAUUUCUUUGAGUCCGUCACGUGGUGUGCACGCUCCCAGAAAAAAAGUGUGGACUAGCAAUUUUUAGGAAUAAAGAAAAUUUAGUUUUAGCCAGUGGAUCCAAUUGCAUGUUGAAUCUGAAGGAUUCGCAAGGAAAAUAUGGCUGCUGCUGUUCUCUCCUUCCAAUCUAUUUCUCAUUUCCAUUCUUGCUUCCCUGUCAACAAGCAACUCAAGCUGAGAAAACCUGUUUUAUCUCUCACAGCUUAUUAAAUUUGACAGAGAUUGCAGAUAAGUCUAGGCCCUUUUGCUCUCUUCAGGUAACUGUUUCAAGCAUAACAUCAGAUGGGAACAGAAGAGGAAGCCGUCCUAGGAAAAGUUCUGCCUCAGGAAGAAAGAAGGAAGAUGAAAGCAAAAAACCACCUGUUGGUAAUGAAGCACCCAACUCAUCUAAUCAGGAAGAUAUAAUUGCUCUGUUUAGACGGAUACAGUCUUCUAUCUCCAAGGGAGAGACUGGAAGCGCUAAGGCCAAAAGUUUGAGCUCAUCCAAGGAUAAGUCCACAGCUGAAUCAGUUUUGGAUGUUCUUCGAGAAUCAAGAAAGAAUGUUCGAGGCAUUCGAUCAAAUAAGGGAGGGAAGGCAUCGAGAUGGAAAAGUGGCGUCCCUAAGAAAAUCGAAGGGAUGGGGAAAAAGGCUAAUGCAGCAACACAGGAUUUCAAGUUACUAAGGCCACCAUCUAAUUUCGUAAAGAGGUCGCCAGUACCAUAUCCAACGGCCCCCAGAGUUAAGGGUCUUGAACAGAACAAUGAAGUGGUGGCGACCAAUGAGGGGUUAAAGUUGGCAAACAUAGAGAAAUUGAAACUUACAGAGUUGAAGGAUCUAGCAAAAGCCAGAGGAAUCAAGGGUUACUCAAGAUUCAAGAAGAGUGAGCUUGUUCGACUAUUGAGGUCAUAGUAUCCGGAGUGAAGUAACCAAGCUCUUUUACGCUUUUCCUUUUAUCUGUUUGAAUUAAUUAACCCAUUUGUAACUCCCUUGCGGCAUCACCGCUUUGACCCCCUCUCGUCAAGGAAAAUUGUAUCCUUCAUUGCAUGUACGUUGCUUUGACAUUCAGCGACCGUUUAUCUGCUGAUUUUUCAGACAUAGCAAAUACCAAAUCGAA